Molecule: messenger RNA, 2981 nt
Organism: Aureobasidium pullulans EXF-150
Lineage: Eukaryota; Fungi; Ascomycota; Dothideomycetes; Dothideales; Saccotheciaceae
Exons: 2
Coding region: 195-2846 (883 amino acids)
Biological process (GO): dolichyl monophosphate biosynthetic process
Cellular component (GO): endoplasmic reticulum membrane
Molecular function (GO): dolichol kinase activity
Source: RefSeq, a predicted model, not a curated record
CGUUGUGAUGAUGGUCGAUAAUGAAUAUUCACAUGAAAAGGAUUCGGGAACGGAGAUGCCAAGUGUGAAGCAUACGUCACGUCCGGGACAAGCUAUUCGUGUCCUUCGAUGCCAAACGGUGAGGUAGACAUUCUUGAGUAAUCCUAAGCAGUGGACAGGUGUUGGUCGUAAGAUGAUCCGACAAGCACAACAGAAUGCCCACCGCCGGCGAUGAUCGAGAGCGCUCACCACACCCCUAUGCCAGACGCGGCCGCCGCGUAAAGUCGGAAGAAAGUAGUGGUUACGAUGCACGCCAGACACCAACGACUCUCUCGAGCGAGAGCGGCACAGAGGCCGAUGAUGAGCGACCGACGCAAUACCUGAAAGCCCUGCCUCCACCUUCGAUACGGCCUGCGAAAGGACUUCGACAGCUUGGAGACGAUGGGACAGAGGGCUCGCCGACCCCCCUGCUUACGCCCUCGCAGCUGGACAGUCAAAGCCGCCGCUUGUCUGAAGGGUACUUUGAUCACAAGCUGUCCCAAACAGCAGCACAACAGGCCGAAGAGGAUGAGUUGCUGGUUGCGCGACGGCUGUUCGAAAAGAGAAGGAGGGCUGAGCACAUUCGUCGCAUAUCCGAGGGCGCCUUGCUCGCAGCUAUCGGACUGAUCAUAAUCCUCGCUCCUGCUGUGACAUCUGCUCUCUGGAAUUGGCAUCGAGAACUUUUCUCCCAAUUGGCCAUUGUCGUUCUCCUGAUUUCCGUAUACCCCCUGAGGAUCGUGAUAUUCUCUCCUUCCGACGAUAUCAGCCGUCCCAGAUGGCGCCGCUUUCGCGUUCCCGCCUCCUUCGACCCUGCUUCGAUCCUGUAUCCUACCUUUGUCCCCGUCCUAAUCGCCCUUUCUCUGCUACCGCAAUACCCCGCUCUGCUACUACCGAAUCUGAUCUUGGGUCUGGCAUCUCUUCCACCACGUCUCUUCCCUCCUCUUUCUCGCCUCAAGGACAUCAACACACUACACUGGAUUGUCUCCAUCACUCCACUAAUCUUCUCUGAGAACACCGGACUGCCCUCGCAAGCAUUUCCUCCCUCGCCAUACAAGCUCAAGGCUAGCCAACCUCCCUUCUUGCAGCCGGAGCUUUUGACUUUGUUAUAUCCUUUACAUCAGGCUCUUCUACCGCCACUACAUUACCUGACCACAACUAGUCUUCUGGCUGCUGAGAAGCACCUUUUGUCUGCAGGUUUGAUCAACCUUCUGCUAUUCGCCAAUUCUCCUCAGUCUGCUAUUCUACGCGCACUACUAUGGAUAGGAGGCGUGUGGCUCCUCGUUCUGUGUACUCACGUCGCACGUUGGAAUGUAGCUCUUGCACGCGUGCCUCGCUGGAGAUUCCGGCGUUUUGGAUCGAAGUCUGGCCAUUCGUCUCACGCUUACAAGAGAGGUCCGCUUGCGGUAGUGACCAAGUGGAUAUACCCUUUCAAACGCUAUCAGAACGAUGACAGUGACAGCGACGAGGAUGUUUUGAUUCAAAAGGUCCAAUCUCAAGAUCAAAAGAAGCCUAAACUUGGUCUCAAUACCAGCAUCCAGCACCACGACAUAUACGAGCCAAAGUCUGCUGUCGAAGCAAAUCCAGAUUCUCACCGAGAUUCUGUUGUGGAUGCGAACGACUUCUCUAGGAAGAGAAGGCAUACUAUCGCUAGUAUGGACGUUCCGUCAUCACUUCUCAGUAACACCACCGGCGCAGCCGCCCAAAAGAGACAUCGUCGGCUUCGGGAUUGGCAUCUGAAUCUGACCCCUGAAGGUGCAUUUAUGUAUAAGUGGGCGUAUGCGAUCUACAUCUUCACAGCUAUCGCCUUCGUCAUCUUGGUACCUGUUCGAAGGACCAUCUCUGAUGCUGCGCUCAACUCUGCAGAACCCAUCAUCUGGGCUUUUGAAUACCUAUUCUCGGAUAUUCCGAUACUCUUCGAUGCUUUAUCUUCUACGGUUGGCCGUAUUGCCUACAAGGAUGAGAUUUUGCAAAAUCUCUCACUCCAGGGCUCCUCAGUUCCCGGCAUAAGAGCUGCGGUGGGUGCCGCCAACACACGACUGCUCAUUGUUGCAUAUUGGGCGGCUGUGCUUUGCGUCGGCUUGGUCACAGUCUUGCGCUUGACGCCCUUUAUCGAAGUGGACACUAGACGCAAGGUAUUCCACGCAGUCAUGGUUACCAUGCUUUUACCCUCCAUCUUUGUGGAUCCCUGCUUCUGCUCAUUAGCUCUGGGAAUUGUUCUCGCAAUUUUCCUGAUCCUUGAAAUUAUCAGAGCAGGCCAAGUUCCUCCGCUGGGUAUUGCCAUCGGAAGAUUUGUAGCGCCUUAUGUCGACGGACGUGACUUGCGUGGUCCCAUGGUUGUCAGUCAUGUCUUCCUCCUCAUCGGCUGCGCUAUUCCGCUAUGGCUUUCGCUCGCCGGCAUUGGCAGAACGAAAACUGGCCGCUGGCCCGGCUGGGAAACAGAAAACGAGACUAGAGAAGUCGCAAUGGUGGCAGGAGUCAUUUGCGUGGGCAUGGGCGAUGCGGCAGCCAGUCUAAUAGGCAGACGCUACGGUCGCUGCAAAUGGCCUUGGAUCGGCGGUAAGAGUCUCGAGGGCAGUGGUGCGUUUGCCGUCGCCGUGACCAUUGGCCUGCUCUUCGCCAAAGCAUGGGUCAGAUUUGGAGGUUGGCCUGAAGUGUCUUUUCACGAUUCCAUCUUGCCUCUGGACGUUGGAUUCUGGGGCUUAGAGGUGACCAAGAUGUUUAUCUGUGGCUGUGGAGCUUCAUUUAUGGAAGCGGUCCUCACAGGAGCGAACGACAAUGUUGUUGUUCCUGUUGCUUUAUGGCUGUUGGUCAAAAGUCUCGGUGUAUAGACAAUGGUGGAGAUAUCUAGAAAUUAAUGAUCUUUCUUCUUAGAUUAUGUUUCCAAUAAAUGGCACACAACAAGUCCUAUAUUUUUAAGCCACCAAAGAAGUGUUCAUUAGACAGCGGUAGACAAAGUGGACCGG